Molecule: messenger RNA, 1017 nt
Organism: Adineta ricciae
Lineage: Eukaryota; Metazoa; Rotifera; Eurotatoria; Adinetida; Adinetidae
Source: the annotation of a GenBank genome assembly
AUGACGAAUCACACUCAUAUCGUUGCCUUCGAAAACUCGGAAAUUUCCUGGCCACGUUCGCUUCGCUUUUGGCUUUUGUUAAUCUUCGAUAUUCCAUCAAUCAUCUGCUCACUAUUUGUCCUUUACCAUUUACUAUUCAAUAAACACUCGCGUUAUGCUCUUCAUAAUCACACUGUUAUACUUUUACUGAUCAUCGCACUUUGCUUUCAAUUAACUGAUAUUCCAUGGUACCUAGAUUUCAUUCUACAAGGUUCAGUUCGACCAAAACUACCCAUUCGUUGUCUCCUAUGGUGGUUGGUCGAUUUGGGGUUCUAUAACACAGCUGCGCUGAUUCUUAGUUGGACAUCUAUUGAACGACACAUUCUCGUCUUUCACGAUCGAUGGAUUUCAACACGAAAUAAGCGAUUCUUUGUUCAUUAUCUUCCUCUAUGUCUGCUCUCAUUAUAUUCAACGAUUUAUUAUACUUUUGUUAUAUUUUUUCCUCCAUGUCAACACAAUUACACUUAUACGUUACCUGUGUGUGCUGCUUCACCAUGCCAUCUCUUCCAUCCCCUGCUAGGUUUAUGGGAAAUGGGUGUGCACGGAUGUUUAACAACGAUCAUCGUCGCAGUUUUUAGUUUGACGCUGCUAAUUCGUGUAAUACGUCAUAAACAUCGACGUCAUCGAAUGUUUCAUUGGAAACAGUACCGAAAAAUGAUUAUUCAACUAUUAUCGAUUUCUGCACUUUAUCUACUAUUGAAUUUCCCCAUUAUGAUUCUAUCAGUCGCACAUCUGUGCGGUUUACCUGCUGACAUUGGCGUUCAAGCUCAACAGAUAACGUUUUUUCUCACUUAUUGGGUCAUGUUUCUUUUACCUUUCGUGACUUUAUCUUCAUUACCAAGUUUACGAAAGAAAAUCUAUAUGUUCGUUCUUCUUAAACGGCAACGUCGAAGUACGGUUACCAUAACCAUGCGGCGAAUGAUCAGUUUAGACAAAAAUGCUUUGACGGACUGUACAUAUAACAAGUCAUGCUCAUGA